AGACGUGACAAGGCGAUACAUUAUUGAGAGAUGUUGGGUGCUCAAAACAUUUUCCCAAGUUCGACCAUCGUGACUGUGAAUCCCAAGAUCGACCGUCGUUGCACAAACAAACCGAGCAACGUUAUCCAAAUCCGAUCAAGGGCCGUGACCGUGAACGAUGCCAUCACUUCCGAUCCCGAGCUAACUUGGCAAAUUGUGGUUGGAGCUAUAGCGGGUGUUGCUCCAUUUGUGGUGGCCGGGGUCGAGUUCAGCAAGAGAAUUGUGGAACAGAGAAAUUGCAAGGUGUGUAGAGGCUCUGGCCUUGUAUUGAGGGACAACAAGUAUUAUUUUCGAUGCCCUGCUUGCGGUGGCUUUCUGCCAUGGCAAUCUUGGAGGAGAUUCUUUACUGGUUAAAUUAAUGUCAUAAGACAAUACCUUAUCCUCAUAAGUGGUGAAAGAUUCCAAUUGUUGGCGUUCAUCAAGAUUCCAAUUCAAAAUCAAACAAGAGAUUACUGUUGCAUUAUGUAACAAUCCAUUCAGGACCACUAUUUUCUUCGUUAAUGUAACAGUGGCGAAAGAUUAGGAUUGUUGUUAUGUUGUAACAGUGGUAAAAGAUAAUGGUCGGAACUGGAAUCUUUGAGAAUUUAACAUGAGAAUUUGAAUGCUUCGGGGAAGAAAGGUGAGAAACAGAGAAGCUACGCGUUUUGGGAUUUUGGAGUGUAUUGGUGUGUUUUACUUUUUAAAUCUUUAUUUCCUAUCUUUAAGUUUUCAAAUGGGUUUAUUUUUGGGCCUUGUUCUUUUAUUUGAAUUUAGUGUUGGGCCAAUUGGCUAAUA
Molecule: messenger RNA, 813 nt
Organism: Salvia hispanica
Lineage: Eukaryota; Viridiplantae; Streptophyta; Magnoliopsida; Lamiales; Lamiaceae
Source: RefSeq, a predicted model, not a curated record